Tachyglossus aculeatus (Australian echidna) is the source of this 2129-nucleotide messenger RNA. RefSeq names its product syndecan 2 (gene SDC2). The transcript has 5 exons. NCBI's taxonomy places the organism in Eukaryota, Metazoa, Chordata, Mammalia, Monotremata, Tachyglossidae. Bases 426 to 1028 code for a protein of 200 amino acids. Gene Ontology annotation, cellular component: cell surface; membrane. Gene Ontology annotation, biological process: cell migration; dendrite morphogenesis. The record is from RefSeq and is a predicted model, not a curated record.
UCGUCUGCAACCAGCCGGGACCAGGACUGCCUCGCCGUCCAGUUACUCCGGGAGCUUCAGCAGGGCAGCCUCGCGGCUUGGAUAACUCCUCCCCGAAAACUUUGGCCCUCUCUUUUUGGCAUCCUCGUCUUUAAUCUAUCGCCUCCCUCCCCUCACCCCGACCCUCGGGGCGGCCCAGGCGUCCUCGGCGGGACAAAGGGAGGAGGAAAAGCAAGAAAGACUCGAGCUACCCCCAAACGGGUCUUCAGUGGGGCCGGUGAAAAGGCCGGGGACGGGGGAGCUGUCUCUGCCCCUUUCAGUCCUCCUCCUCCUCCUCCUCCUCCUCCUUCGUCCUCCCUCCACUUCGUCCUCGUCUUGUGUCGCUGCAGAGGGCGGGAAGAUCACGCGUGUCCGGGCGAGGACCGGCUGUGUCCGCGGGGGGAAUUAUGCGGCGUGUGUGGACACUACUGACCCUGGGCUUGGUGGCGGCCUGCGUGGCCGGACAGUCGAAAGUAGAGGUGACAUCUGAUAAAGACAUGUACCUUGACAACAGCUCCAUUGAAGAAGCAUCAGGAGUUUACCCUAUUGACGAUGAUGAUUAUGCUUCGGCGUCAGGCUCAGGAGCUGAUGAAGAUGGCGAGAGCCCUCAGAUGACCACAUCCCGUACGCUUCCCAAGAUCCCAUCCACACCUGUUGGUCCGAAAGUUGAGACGACGACACUGAAAAUACAGACCAGGAGUCCUACUCAGACAGAGUCACCUGAAGAAAUUGACAAGGAAAACAUUCAGGAUUCUGAAUCUGGAAAAAAAAUGGAGUCAGCUGAUGAGGAUGUUCAUACUGAAAAGCACUCAGACAAUCUGUUUAAGAGAACAGAAGUACUAGCAGCUGUCAUUGCUGGUGGAGUUAUUGGCUUUCUCUUCGCAAUUUUCCUUAUCUUGCUUUUGGUAUAUCGCAUGAGAAAGAAGGAUGAAGGCAGCUACGACCUUGGAGAACGUAAACCAUCCAGUGCUGCUUAUCAAAAGGCACCUACUAAAGAGUUUUAUGCGUAAAACUCCCUCUAAGUGUCUCUAUUUAUGAGAUCACUGAACUCUUAAAAAUAAAGCUUUUGCAUAGAAUAAUGAAGAUCUUUGUUUUUUUGGGUUUUUUUUUUUCAUUAAAGAGCCAUUCUGGCACCUUUAUGACAAAAUUCCAUUGUAUUUAAAACUUUUCAUGUAUUCCUUUAGAACAACAUAAAAUUAAAACUUAACGUCUGCAGUGUUCUGUGAAUAGCAGUGACAAAAUAUUAUUUUAUACAGACCCUUGAUGUUCACGGAAUCAUUUUAAACCUUUAUGCGUAUAUAUGAAAUAAUAGAAAUGAUUGUUUUAUCCUAUGGUUCGAUAAUGAAAGUUGUUUAAUUUUUGUCAGCAUGUCUCAGAUUGAUCUUACAAGUUAGUCUUAUUUCAUUAAUUUAUGUUGUUCCUGCCCCUCCUCCCCCCCAGAAAAAAGAACGCCUUUUGUAGCUGUCAUGGUGCAAUUUGUCCUCAAAUAAUUCAGAUAACAGUAAUUUAGUGUAAAUGUGAUUUUUCAGCUCUGUCAACUUUAACCUCCACUUUGUAUAAAUUUUUGAGUGUCCGAAUAUCCAUUUUACACUUGCUUUGUUUCUCAGUGUACCUGUAGCUGCAGAUUUAUUUGCAACAGCAAAUGACAGAAGUGUGUAAAAUUGGAAUGUUACCACAAAGCUGUAUAGUCGUAUAUUUACUACUCAAGUCUUCUUUCAGAAAGAUUUGAUGUAAGUUACUGACAAGCCUAAGCAAACCCAAAGACUCUAACAGUAUUCAGAGAAGUUGCUGCAGAUUCCUAUGGCCACUGUAUUUGUUAAUUUCUUGCAGUUUGAAGGUACAAAUAGGGGUUUAAAGAAAAAUUUGAGUUUUGUUCUUUAAAAUGCAUUUCAGUUGUAAACGUCUUUUUAAGCCUUUGAAGUGCCUAUGAUUCUAUGUAACUUGUCGCAGACCGGUGUUAAUGAGUAUAUAUAACAGUUAAAAAAAAAAGUUGGUAUUUUAUAAGCACAGACAAUUCUAAUGGUAACUUUUGUAGUCUUACAUGGAUAGAUAUAAAUUGUAAUUUGGGAACAUAAACACUACUGAAUAAAUCAUGUGGCCUAAUAUUGAAA